UUGUCCUCAAAGGAAUACAUUUCUUGCAAAUAUCGCUAUUUCCUACAUAAAUAUUGCCAAAUACCAUCAUGUACAUUUACACAUUAAUUCUUCUCUUGAAAUCUCAGACAACAUGGAUAAUUGUUUUUCCACAUUUUGUGUAAAGAAUCUCUUCAAGAAAAAGCAAUCCCUCUCUCGCCCCAUUGAUAUCAUAUUCAAGCUUCUAAACACUCCCACAGCUUGGCCACCAGGUAAUGGUUUUGCUAGUGGAGUCAUUGAUCUAGGUGGGUUACAAGUGUCACAAGUAUCAACAUUUAACAAAAUUUGGGCUACCUAUGAUGGUGGCCCAGAUAAUCAAGGUUCAACAAUCUUUGAACCAACAGAAAUACCUCAAGGAUUCUCUAUGUUGGGUAGCUACUCCCAAUCCAACAACAAACCUCUUUUUGGAUAUGUUCUUGUAGCAAAGGAUGUUUCUUCAAGUACCACCAAUAGCACUUUAAAGAAACCAAUUGAUUACACACUUGUAUUAGACACUUCAUCUAUUAAGAUUAAUCAAGACACCACAUGUUAUAUUUGGUUACCAAUAGCACCUAAUGGAUACAAGGCUUUAGGCCAUGUUGUCACCACAACACAAGACAAACCUUCACUCGACAAAAUCAAGUGCGUCAGAUCGGACCUCACAGAUCAAUGCGAGUCUUCUUUGUGGAUAUGGGGAUUCAACGAUUUCAAUUUUUACGAUGUUAGACCAAUCAAUAGAGGAACUCAAGCUCCCGGUGUUCACGUUGGCACAUUCGUUGCACAAAAUGUUGGAAAUACUAACCCUCCAUCAAUUUCAUGUUUGAAAAAUCUCAAUUCUUUAACACAAAUCAUGCCGAAUCUACUACAAAUUAAUUCGAUACUUGAAAAUUACUCUCCAAUAAUGUACCUUCAUCCUGAUGAAGAAUACUUACCUUCCUCAGUCAAUUGGUUUUUCUUCAAUGGUGCCUUACUAUACAAGAAAGGUAAAGAAUCAAAUCCUAUUCCAAUUGCACCAAAUGGUAUUAACCUCCCUCAAGAUCCUAACAAUGAUGGUACCUAUUGGCUAGACCUACCUGCUGAUGAUACAAACAAAGAAAGGGUCAAAAAAGGAAAUUUACAAAGUGCUGAAUCUUAUGUACAUGUAAAACCAAUGCUUGGAGGAACCUUCACUGAUUUUGCCAUGUGGGUUUUCUACCCUUUCAAUGGACCAGGAAGAGCAAAAGUAAAGUUCAUAAAUGUUAAAUUAGGAAAAAUAGGUGAACAUGUUGGUGAUUGGGAACAUGUGACAUUACGAGUAAGUAACUUGGAUGGUAAGUUAUGGAAAAUUUACUUUUCACAACAUAGUAAAGGUCAAUGGAUUGAUUGUUCUCAACUUGAGUUUCAAAAUGAUGAUAACAAUAAAAGACCAAUUGUUUAUUCUUCACUGCAUGGUCAUGCAUCAUAUCCAUAUGAAGGAUUAGUUUUGCAAGGGAAAAAUGGAAUAGGUAUUAGAAAUGAUAGUGCUAAGAGUGAAAUGGUUAUGGAUUUGAAGAAAUUAGUAUUGGUUUCUGCUGAGUAUUUGGGACCUUUUGUUAUUGAGCCAUCUUGGUUGAAUUAUUUUAGGGAAUGGGGUCCAAAGAUUGAUUAUAAUUUAGAUGAGGAAUUGAGGAAAGUUGAGAAGUUAUUGCCUUGGAAGCUAAAAGAUGCAUUUGAAAAGAUUAUUAGGAGUUUACCAGAUGAAGUAUUGGGAGAGGAAGGACCUACAGGUCCAAAGGUGAAGUAUAAUUGGACUGGAGAUGAAGUUUAAAUAUAUUAUGCUUACAAUGAUUCUUAUAUAUAUAUAUGUAUUAAUGUAUAUACUUCAAAAUUUGAUACAGAUUAAUGUUAUUGGUGAAAUUAAAUUGUGUAUUACAUAGAAUUAUAAGUGGUCGGUUUUAUAAGAAUAGAAUAGAUUAGAUAUAACAAUCUAUUAUGAUAUCAGAAUUUAUCAAUAUUAAUGUCACAUCAAAUUAAAUAGAAAUAAACUUAAUAGUGCUGUGACAAGAGAAUGUGUGUUGAG
Molecule: messenger RNA, 2035 nt
Organism: Trifolium pratense (red clover)
Lineage: Eukaryota; Viridiplantae; Streptophyta; Magnoliopsida; Fabales; Fabaceae
Exons: 2
Coding region: 113-1783 (556 amino acids)
Source: RefSeq, a predicted model, not a curated record